AUGUCUACACGCCGUUUCUCCAGCCUUCUUGCGAUCAAACCAACGAGAUCCGGCAAAGUUACAGCGAAGCAUGGAUUGGAUACCGCAUGCGAGGGUCGAUGCAGGGUGUGGCACCGCUGCUUCAACACUGGCGAUGGCCAUUACAACAUUGAAAGGAUACGCAACAUCGGCAUCAGCGCCCACAUAGAUUCGGGCAAGACUACGCUGACCGAGCGCAUCCUGUUCUACUCCGGUCGCAUUGCUGCGAUUCACGAGGUCCGUGGGAACGACGGCGUGGGGGCCAAGAUGGAUUCCAUGGACCUUGAACGUGAGCGCGGCAUCACGAUUCAAUCUGCCGUGACAAACUUCAGGUGGUCGGUGGAAGGCGCUGCAGGUGAGAGUUCCGUCGACUACAUGGUGAACAUCAUUGACACCCCGGGACACGUCGACUUCACCAUAGAGGUGGAGCGGGCGCUGCGCGUUCUGGACGGUGCGAUAUUGCUGUGCUGCGCUGUGGCCGGGGUUCAAUCGCAAACACUGACGGUGAACAUGCAAAUGGACCGUUACAAAAUCCCGCGGAUUGUCUUCCUCAACAAGAUGGAUCGUGACGGCGCAGACCCAGAGCGGGUCAUCGGGCUUAUUCGCCAAAAACUGAACAUCGACCUGCUUGAACUGCAGGUGCCGAUAGGCCUUGCCAAUCGCUUCGAAGGCGUAGUUGACGUCAUCGACGAGUGCGCGUACCACUUUGAGGGCCCCAAUGGCCAGCACGUGGUUAAAAAGGAAGUGCCCGACGGAUACGCUGAGCUGCUCCGUUCCAAGAAGACGGCGCUGCUGGAGAAGCUCGCCGACCUAGACGACGAGUUCGCGGCGGAGUUCCUGGACAACACCUAUACGCCGCGUUCCAUGCGAGACGCUAUCCGACGCUGCUGCCUGUCUCACAAAGCAUACCCGCUUCUCAUGGGUUCCGCCAAGGGGAACAAAGGCGCCCAGUUGGCUCUCGAUGCGGUUUGCCACUACCUACCCUCGCCGGCCGAUAUAGAACAGUGCGGUUAUCUGAAUGACGAAAAGACGGAUGCGCUGGACGGCAGCCACAAACAACCAUUGGUCGCCUACGCCUUCAAGAUACAAGAUAGCCCCAUGGGACAGCUGACAUUUUUGCGUAUCUAUCAGGGGACACUGCGCCGUGGCCAGCAGCUGUACCUGGUGGAGGAGGGCAAGAAGCACUCCACGAAGAAGCUGUUCAAGAUGCACGCCAGCGAUACCGAGGACGUGUCUGAGGCGUGCAGCGGUGAAAUAGUUGCCAUUUCUGGGCUCAAGUGCAACUCCGGAGUGACGUUUACCGACGGCCGAUUACAACUUACCAUGGCGCCCAUUUUCGUCCCCGAGCCCGUGGUGUCACUUGCGCUCAAGAAGGUGGACACCCGCGACAUGGCACGCCUCUCCAAGGCGCUCAACCGUUUCAAGCGCGAAGACCCGACGUUCAGAAUCACGGUAGAUGAAGAGAGCAAAGAAACCGUGCUCAGCGGGAUGGGUGAGCUGCACCUGGGGAUUUACGUCGAGCGCAUGAAGCGGGAGUACGGCCUAAGUGUUGAGACUGGGCCACCCAUAGUGAACUACCGCGAGACCGUAACGCGCAGAGUCGACUUCUGCUACACACACAAACGGCAGUCGGGUGGAGCAGGUCAAUACGGUAAGAUCAUCGGGUACAUGGAACCGAUCGGCGAGGAGGCCAACCGCCACUUGCAUGUCGAGUUCGUGAACAAGCUGGUGGGCAACGACAUUCCACCGAACUACGUGCCAUCCAUAGAGAACGGCUUCCGCGAGUGUUGCAAGAAGGGACUGAUCUGUGGGCGCCAGGUUGUCAAUACACGCAUAGUGGUGACAGACGGCCAGUCGCACGAGGUGGAUUCGUCAGACAUCGCAUUCCGGCUUGCUGCCAAAGGCGCUUUCGAAGAGAGCUAUUUGGACUCGAGUCCGAUCGUCUUGGAGCCUAUCAUGCAGGUCGAGGUCGUGACCCCGCACGAGUUCCAGGCGUCGGUGCUUUCGACGAUAACCAAGCGCAAGGGACUAGUGACCGACACGUCGGCAUAUGGCAGCAAUGUCAUACUGCAGGCGGAAGUUGCGCUACGGAACAUGUUCGGUUACAUCACUGACCUUCGUGCCGCCACAAAAGGCCAGGGCGAGUUCAGCAUGGAAUUCAAGCUCUACCAGCCCAUGAAUGCAGCCGAUCAGGAAGCGUGCGCCAAGGAGUAUCAAGAGAGCCUAAAGAAGUGA
Molecule: messenger RNA, 2253 nt
Organism: Babesia bigemina
Lineage: Eukaryota; Apicomplexa; Aconoidasida; Piroplasmida; Babesiidae
Product: translation elongation factor G, putative
Exons: 2
Coding region: 1-2253 (750 amino acids)
Biological process (GO): mitochondrial translational elongation
Cellular component (GO): mitochondrion
Molecular function (GO): GTP binding; GTPase activity; translation elongation factor activity
Source: RefSeq, a predicted model, not a curated record